GACCUUUUGAAUAAGUACUCUUGAACUAUGGUUUUAGCUGUCAACAGACCCAAACAAACGAAGAGUAUUCCAAAAUAAAGCAAAGGCGUUUGAUUUCCAAUAGAGAGAUGAAAACAUUAAUACAACGGAAGGCCGCAUCAGCGAAAGGCGAAGCGGUAUUCGAUAACCCAGAGGAAAGCGAAGAUGAACCGGACUUUACUAAUAGCCGAAAUGAACCAUCAAACGAUGCAAAGGACUGCGAUGAUGAUCAGCGUAUUCUGCCUAUGGUCGCAAACCAGUCCCAGAAAGGUAAGAAAUCCCGUAGGAAAAAGGACAAAUAUGCGAUCAUGGGAAGUAUCCCUGAAUGCAGAAAGUAUCGACCUGAAGAUCUCUACCCGAAGAAAAAACCUUAUGACAGUGAAUCCUUUACGCUCAGUGCAUACCAUCCAGUAUAUGUCGGAAACUUUAAAGUCAUUGCCUGGGAUGAGAAAGUGUGGUACGAGCAGAUUUCUAGUUACUUUGCUUACAAAGGGUUGUUAACAAGAAUGGUCUACUUCCACCAGAAUAAGAACGAUUCGUUUACAAAGUUUCAGGAAGUCAAUCGUUUGAUAGACAUGCUCGUUUAUUUUACUACGGAAUUAGAUGCGAACCAGGCGGUUAAACUUUGUCAUAGAGAUGUAUACUAUGGGCACAAAUUAAACGUGCUCCCUGGACGGAAGCCGCAAUGUUUCGAUAUUUAUGUAACCGUGAGAUUUUUAUUGCCUACCGAUGAAAUGCACAAUAAAACGGAAUCAAUUGUCGAGGAGGAAUUAGGGGGACAAGUGACUCACAUUAUGCAGGAUUCCGUCAGACGAACAGUGGUUCAAUUUGUUUCCAAGAAAGCAAUGUUAACGGCUAUAUCUAGGCAAUCUUCGUACAUUCCGAUCAGAACGUAUACGAAAACUAAGAAGCAGCGAUUCCUAGAAGAGGACGCGACGCAGCGUAUCGAGUGCGCCAUACAGACGUAUCCUUCGUUUAUGGAAAUGAAGCCCGCGCCAAGUAUACUUCAAUCUUUGUACGAUGGGACACGACCCUCAGUAGACACAUCAUGGAUGAAUCAUGAUAAACCACUUAUGGCAGAUGAAGAAUUUCAUUCAUAUAAACAACAGCAGCAAAGUAUGCUGCGCGAAAUGUAUACAGAGAGCAGCCUAAACGGACCAAACUUUGCUGCAACAGGCCCGAUCGCAAAAAUAAUAACUACGGAACAGACCAAGGAACGACAAGUGUCACGUGGAAUUAGCACGUUUCUUCAUAAUAACCGACAAUUUCUGAUUAAAUUACAAGCAAAGAAACUGGCUAAAAUGGUACCUUUGGCAAAAAAUACCACCCGUGAUAAACACACCACAAUGAGCAGACGAGAAAGAAAGGAACAAAACAGAAUGAAAAAAAUGGAAAAAACUGUCACCGGUAAUAUUUUCACCAUAGGGCAGACAUCUCUGAACAAGUAAGCGUAUGAUACUUGUGUAAACUCCAGUCAAAUACCAGUUUAAACCCUAAUGCCAGCAUAUCCCAACUCAUUCCGGAACCGGUUCGUAAUACUGAAUAGAUUUCAAAUGCAACAAUCGAUUCUGGCGCAAUUGGUUUCGGAAUCGGUAUUCACAGUUCAGUUGAAAUUUGUAUGUCAUUGGUAACAAUAAAAAUUUACGGCGGAACUGCUUAUUCUUGUCUUGUUUUCAUUAAUAGGCUUCCACAGAUAAGUGGGUGAUUAGUGAACGGUGUAUAUACGGUAUGUAAACUAGGCUCAAUGGACUAUACAAGUUAGUCUUGGAUCACAUACCUUUGGGGUAACAACAGUAGAUGUUGAAUCAAGCUGUUCUCAACCCCCUAUUAGAGUUUUAACGCAGCCACUCGCGUUACGAAACAAGCUGAUGUCGAAGCGGGUCAAUUUAGGUUGUCUGGCGUAUGCUUGAUGGUCAGAUCAUUAGCGUUUGUGCAUUAGAAUCAGCAGAAAGUGUUGCUCGACAGCAGUAUCAAUCUUCACUUUAUUGUAGAUGAAAGGUACGGGAUGAUUAUAAAUUUACUAGGUGGACUAAAGUUUUAGUUUGCUAGAACAAUGGAUACAUUCCCUUAUUCUUAGUGACUGUAACGUGUUUAAACUUUCCGGAGGCGAUCAGUCAGCGUGG
Messenger RNA from Topomyia yanbarensis, 2141 nucleotides. RefSeq lists its product as uncharacterized. The transcript is spliced from 2 exons. Lineage: Eukaryota; Metazoa; Arthropoda; Insecta; Diptera; Culicidae. The coding region runs from base 108 to 1466 and encodes 452 amino acids. The record is from RefSeq and is a predicted model, not a curated record.